CCUCCCCCUGCCCGCCGCAGCUCCCCGGCCAGAGGUGCGGCGCUCAGCCCCGCGGCCCCCAGCCAGAGUCUCGACUUGGAGCGGUCAAGCGGGAGGGGGGCCGGGGCCGCCUGCGCCGUCGUCGCCGCCCCACGCGCCCUGCACCCCACUCCUCCCGCGGCCGCUGCGAAGCUCAGCCCGCCCGCCUGCCCCGGCGCUGUCGCAGGGUAGCGGGGAAGCAAGCGGCGGGCAAGUUCAGGCGCGCGCAGGCGGCGGGCCGCGGGCACCGUGCGCCCCGGGCUGGGCGCCCCGCGCGCACUUCGGCGAUGGCUUCGCUGCCGGGGCGGCUGAGCCUUCGCCCUCGCUGCCUCCUGCCGCUUCUUCCCGGACUCCUGCUACCUCUCUGCGGCGCCUUCAACCUAGACGUGGACAGCCCUACCGAGUACUCUGGCCCCGAGGGAAGUUACUUCGGCUUCGCGGUGGAUUUUUUCGUGCCCAGCGCGUCUUCGAGGAUGUUUCUUCUGGUGGGAGCUCCCAAAGCAAACACUACUCAGCCUGGGAUUGUAGAAGGAGGGCAAGUCCUCAAAUGUGACUGGUCUUCCAACCGCCGGUGCCAGCCGAUUGAAUUUGAUGCAACAGGCAAUAGAAAUUAUGCCAAGGAUGACCCAUUGGAGUUUAAGUCACACCAGUGGUUUGGGGCAUCUGUCAGGUCAAAACAGGACAAAAUUUUGGCCUGUGCCCCUCUGUACCACUGGAGGACUGAGGUGAAGCAAGAGAGAGAGCCUGUGGGGACCUGCUUUCUUCAAGAUGGAGCAAAGACUGUUGAGUAUGCGCCAUGCAGAUCAAAAAAUAUUGAUGCUGAUGGACAGGGAUUUUGUCAAGGAGGAUUCAGCAUUGAUUUUACUAAAGCUGACAGAGUACUUCUUGGUGGUCCUGGUAGCUUUUAUUGGCAAGGUCAGCUCAUUUCAGAUCAAGUGGCAGAAAUUGUGUCUAAAUAUGACCCCAAUGUUUACAGCAUCAAGUAUAAUAACCAAUUAGCAACUCGGACUGCACAAGCCAUUUUUGAUGACAGUUAUUUGGGCUAUUCCGUAGCUGUUGGAGAUUUCAAUGGUGACGGCAUAGAUGACUUUGUUUCAGGAGUUCCAAGAGCAGCAAGGACUUUGGGAAUGGUUUAUAUUUAUGAUGGGAAAAACAUGUCCUCCUUACACAAUUUUACUGGUGAGCAGAUGGCUGCAUAUUUUGGAUUUUCUGUAGCUGCCACUGACAUUAAUGGAGAUGAUUAUGCAGACGUGUUUAUUGGAGCACCUCUCUUCAUGGAUCGAGGCUCCGAUGGCAAACUCCAAGAGGUGGGACAGGUCUCCGUGUGUCUGCAGAGAGCCUCCGGAGACUUCCAGGUUACGAAGCUGAAUGGGUUUGAGAUCUUUGCACGGUUUGGCAGUGCCAUAGCUCCACUGGGAGAUUUGGACCAGGACGGCUUCAAUGAUAUUGCAAUUGCUGCUCCCUAUGGGGGUGAAGAUAAGAAAGGAGUUGUGUAUAUCUUCAAUGGAAGGGCAGCAGGCUUGAAUGCAGUACCGUCUCAAGUCCUUGAAGGCCAGUGGGCUGCUCGGAGUAUGCCACCAAGCUUUGGCUAUUCAAUGAAAGGAGCCACAGAUAUAGACAAAAAUGGAUAUCCAGACUUAAUCGUAGGAGCUUUUGGUGUAGAUCGAGCUGUUUUAUACAGGGCCAGACCAGUUAUCACAGUAAAUGCUGGACUUGAAGUGUUCCCUAGUAUUUUAAAUCAAGACAAUAAGACCUGCUCGCUGCCUGGAACAGCUCUCAAAGUUUCCUGUUUUAAUGUCAAAUUCUGCUUAAAAGCAGAUGGCAAAGGAGCACUUCCCAGGAAACUUAACUUCCAGGUGGAGCUUCUUUUGGAUAAACUCAAGCAAAAGGGAGCAAUUCGCCGAGCACUAUUUCUCCAUAACAGGUCCCCAGGUCACUCCAAGAACAUGACUAUUUUCAGGGGGGGACAGAUGCAAUGUGAGGAACUGAUAGCUUAUCUACGGGAUGAAUCUGAAUUUAGAGACAAACUCACUCCAAUUACUAUUUUUAUGGAGUAUCGAUUGGAUUAUAGGACAGCUGCUGAUGCAACAGGCUUGCAACCUAUUCUUAACCAGUUCACCCCUGCCAACAUUAGCCGACAGGCACAUAUUCUACUUGACUGUGGUGAAGACAAUGUGUGCAAACCCAAAUUGAAAGUUUCUGUAGAUAGUGAUCAAAAGAAGAUCUAUAUUGGGGAUGACAACCCUCUGACAUUGGUCGUUCAGGCUGAGAAUCAAGGGGAAGGUGCAUAUGAGGCUGAGCUCAUCAUUUCCAUCCCACCGCAGGCUGACUUCAUUGGGGUUGUCCGAAACAGUGAAGCCUUGGCAAGACUUUCCUGUGCAUUUAAGACAGAAAACCAAACCCGCCAGGUGGUUUGUGAUCUUGGUAAUCCAAUGAAGGCUGGAACCCAACUCGUAGCUGGUCUUCGUUUCAGUGUGCACCAGCAAUCAGAGAUGGAUACUUCUGUGAAAUUUGAUUUACAAAUUCAAAGCUCCAACCUUUUUGACAAAGUAAGCCCAGUAGUAUCCUACAAAGUUGAUCUUGCUGUUUUAGCUGCUGUUGAGAUAAGAGGAGUCUCAAGUCCUGAUCAUAUCUUUCUUCCAAUUCCAAAUUGGGAAUACAAAGAGAAUCCUGAGACUGAAGAAGACGUUGGUCCAGUUGUUCAGCACAUCUAUGAGCUGAGAAACAAUGGUCCAAGUUCAUUCAGCAAGGCAAUGCUGAACCUUCAGUGGCCUUAUAAAUAUAACAACAACACUUUGUUGUACAUUCUUCAUUAUGACAUUGAUGGGCCAAUGAACUGUACUUCAGAUAUGGAGAUCAAUCCUUUGAGAAUUAAGGUCUCAUCUUUGCAAACAACUGAAAAGAAUGACUCAGUUGCUGGGCAAGGUGACCGGAGCCACGUCGUCAUGAAGCGGGAUCUCACCCUUGGUGAAGGGGAUGUUCACACUUUGGGUUGUGGCAUUGCUCAGUGCUUGAGGAUUGUCUGCCAAGUAGGGCGACUAGACAGAGGCAAAAGUGCAAUCCUGUAUGUCAAGUCUCUACUGUGGACUGAGACCUUUAUGAAUAAGGAAAACCAGAAUCAUUCAUACUCUCUGAAGUCAUCUGCUUCAUUUAAUGUCAUAGAGUUUCCAUAUAAGAAUCUUCCAAUUGAGGAUAUCUUCAAUUCUACAUUGGUUACCACUAACGUCACCUGGGGCAUUCAGCCAGCGCCCAUGCCUGUGCCUGUGUGGGUGAUCAUUUUAGCAGUUCUGGCAGGACUGUUGUUACUGGCUGUUUUGGUGUUUGUCAUGUACAGGAUGGGCUUUUUUAAGCGAGUCCGGCCACCUCAAGAAGAGCAAGAAAGAGAACAGCUUCAACCUCAUGAAAAUGGUGAAGGAAACUCAGAAACUUAGCUGCAGUUUUCCAAGUUAUGCUUCAUCUUAACCAUCAGAACAUCAGCUUCAUUAUAAAUUUAAAUCUUUGUCAUCAAGAACGAAAUUCCAAAACUUUCCUGCUAAUGGUCCCCCAUGGUCUUACCCAUGACAUGAGAGCAAUACAAGUAUUUAUCAUCCUUCUCUUUAUAAAUCAGUUCAGACAUACAUUUAACACAAUGCACACUGACUUGUGUUUUUAGUUAUUUAAAUAAUAAAAUUUCAAGUGGUAGAGUUUUUAUUCAAUGUACAGAAAAUAGUAGUGCCUGAGUUAUACUUUAUAUAAAAUAGUACCUCCUACAAUCACUGUUUCUGAUUUAUAUGUGGAAUUUUCUUGUUUGUUGUUAUUUUAAAGCAAUGCAAAUUUGGACUUUAGCAUCCACAUCUUUUGUAUAGGUACUUAAUGUUAAUAUACAUGACACUACAAUUCACUUUUCAAGCUACUAAAAACUUUAUAACUGAAUGAACUUGGAUAUUAAUAUCACCUAUAUAGUGGACUUUAAAAAAAAAAAAAAAACUCAUGUUAACAAUUUUUUAUCCUGUGACUACAAAGGUACAAUAUUUUGUUUUAAUAUGAAAAUUAGAUACAUGCUAUUAAUUUUUAUUUAUAUUUAAUCCACAAUCUAUUUUAUUGCAUUUUUGCUUGUACAGUUUAUUUUCUAUGGCAAAUCCUUUAAGCCAGCCUAUACUGAAAUUAGUUCUGUAGUCAGAAAUGCCUCUUUUCUGUAAUGGUUUAAUUUCACCUAAACAUCAUGAUGCUUAAAAUCGUGUGGAGUUAUAGUUCAUUUCCAAAGUACACUUAGUCCAUUGCUUUAGUCUAACAACAUUACAAAGCAGAAAGCAUUUUGGUUAAAAGCCUUAACAUUUGUACUUCUUUGACAUAAUUGCUUGUUAUUAUGUUUUUAGAUUAGAGCAGAAUUUUUCAUUGGUAUUAAUUUAUUUUCCUUUCAUAUGUGUGUUUUUUCUUCUAUUUCCAAAAUUGAUACUGAAAACAGGUCAAGACCAAUGAGGAAUCUUACAAGUUACAAGAACCUCAAUUUCCCAAUUCUACUCCAUGAGAAUGCUUGGAAUCAAAAUGCAUAAGUUAGCUUAAUGGUUUAAUUCUAAACACAGCUUUUUUGCUACCUACAUGGAAAUUACCUUAGGAUAAGCAAGAUAAUGUGUAAAACGAGUCUCAGCUAUCAGAAUAACUUCUUUUUUUUUUUUUUUUUUUAUUUUAUUUUUUUAUUUUUUUGACAGGCAGAGUGGACAGUGAGAGAGAGAGACAGAGAGAAAGGUCUUCCUUUUGCCGUUGGUUCACCCUCCAUGGCCGCCGCGGCCGGCGCACUGCGGCCGGCGCACCGCGCUGAUCCGAUGGCAGGAGCCAGGAGUCAGGUGCUUUUCCUGGUCUCCCAUGGGGUGCAGGGCCCAAGCACCUGGGCCAUCCUCCACUGCACUCCCUGGCCACAGCAGAGGGCUGGCCUGGAAGAGGGGCAACCGGGACAGAAUCCAGCGCCCCGACCGGGACUAGAACCCGGUGUGCUGGCGCCGCUAGGCGGAGGAUUAGCCUAGUGAGCCGCGGCGCUGGCCAGAAUAACUUCUAAAAGAUAUUUUUAUAAGCAGUUCAACUUAUUGAAACCUUUGAAGAAUUUUUUUAGAUUUGUUAAUGCAAAUCACUUUUCUAAGAUUUUUUAAUAAAAGCCACAUAGUGAUAAUUUUAUAGUUUUAUAUGCCUGUAGGGUAGUGACUCUUCUAAUGGAAUAUAUCAUUUAUUCACAGUUCCUCAGUGCCCGAGGAUGACUAUCAACUGUACCCAUUUUUGUGCAAUUACAUCAUGGUGUACAUUAGAAAUUGAGGGAUUAAUAGCUUUUUAACUGCUUUCCUCUUCAGGAAAUAGUAUUACCCUUAAGUAAUUUACUAUUUUUAUGUGUUUUAAAAAUAAUUGAGAUUUAUUUGCCAUAUCUUAUUAUAUAGUAAUUCCAUGUACAAGUGGCUGAGUUAAUCUUCAAAAAUCAUGUUCAUAAAGUAGAAGCACAUUUAAGUGAGUUAUACAAGUUAGAACAUAGACAAAUCCCUAUAUUUAGCUUUAGUGCAUUUUAAAAUUAAUAGUUUUUGGAAUAUAGACUUAAAAGAUCUUAAUCAUAUGUAAUAAGUAUUUUGAUUACCAAGCAAUUUAAAUCUUUUUAAUAAGAAAAUAUUUUUAUCCCAGGGUCAAGUGUUGCCUGUCACCAGUCACUAAGUUGGUCUAUAACAACUUUUUACUUGUAUGCUUUCUCAUUUAACAGCUGCCAUUCCUGAAAAUGUAUGUUAGGUAGACACUCUUUGACACAAGUGUUAGUAUUUGCUUUUGCACAAUCAUUCUAUUAUAGCCUCUAGUUCAGAUUGAAAGCUACUGUAAUUAGAAAUUAACAUAAUAUUUUAAAUUAUAAAGUUUAAUUUCAAAUAACAGCAUACAUUCUCUUUCAAAGAAAUGAAAAUCCAUAUCAAUACAAAAAUAUGGAGAAGUAUAGUUUGAAAAAACAUUCCUUGAAUAAAAUGUUGGGAUUCUUUUUAUCCUAAAGUAGCAUGUGAGUGCAUCUGAUUACAUAUUUUAAAAUAGUCCUAUGAAAAUUAUUUUAAUCUUCAAACAUUUUAAAUACUACUAUAUUUGUAAUUUGUUGAAUCAAAAUCCAUUUUAAGUUUCAGAUUCUCAUAAUGUGACACAGUUUAAAUGAGAAAUCUAGAGAACGUUAAAAGCAUUUGACAUUGGUGAGAAAUAUUGAUACUAAUAUUGAUUUCUUAUAUUGGUAUUUGUUUUAGAAUUGCUGUUUGAGAAAUAUUUGUGUGAGGAUCCCUUUUUCCCUUUCUUUCAAUUAGCUUUCUCAUGAUUAUUUAUCAUUUUAACUUUGAUCAAGAUCUUAACAAUUCUGAAAGGUAAAACAAUUAGCCAAAAUACUGCCACAAUUCUGUUUGGAACUACUAAUUCAUAGCUAAUUAUCAUUAACACAAUAUGUAUGUUUAUGGGAAUAAUUAAAGAAUUAGUAAGAGACUUAUAGGGUCCUUUAAGGAGGCUGUGAAGGAUUUUUGAUAGUGAAUCAUGACUCUAAGGGAGAGAUUUUUGUGGCAAAUAAAGAAUAUAAUAGAUCAGAUGAUUUUUAUUACGCAAACAGAUUUUUUUUUUCUUUUGACAGGCAGAGUGGACAGUGAGAGAGAGAGACAGAGAGAAAGGUCUUCCUUUGCCGUUGGUUCACCCUCCAAUGGCCGCCGCGGCUAGCGCGCUGCGGCCGGCGCACCGCGCUGAUCCGAUGGCAGGAGCCAGGAGUCAGGUGCUUUUCCUGGUCUCCCAUGGGGUGCAGGGCCCAAGCACCUGGGCCAUCCUCCACUGCACUCCCUGGCCACAGCAGAGCGCAGAGGGCUGGCCUGGAAGAGGGGCAACCGGGACAGAAUCCGGCGCCCCGACCGGGACUAGAACCCAGUGUGCUGGCGCCGCUAGGCGGAGGAUUAGCCUAGUGAGCCGCGGUGCCGGCCCUACGCAAACAGAUUUUGCAAGUGAUAGGUACUCCUAAAUUUCAGAAUGUAGUGAUGAACCUGGUGGAGAAGAAUAAGCUGUUUUUAUAAAAACUUGUGUGUAGCCAUUGCAAAUCUCAGUGUCACCCUCUUGGUACCUUUGGAUAGCUUGUAUAUUUACAAGUAUAAUUUAAAAAAUACAAAAUUUUAAAAUUGAUUAAAGGUUCUAAAAAGGCUAGUAAAUUAUUCCUCCAUAUUUUGGAGCGUAUCUCUUUUAACUUGUUAGUUGGCUAAUAUGAACAAUGAACUUUUAAUGUACAACAUGUAUUAUGUGCUUAUAUUUCAUUGUAAUUUCAAAUACAUAAUGAACUACUUAAGGAGAGGUACUCAAAUUUUGAUUUUUGUCGUCAUUGUUCUCAAGUGCAAUAUAACAAUGUAACCAAACCUAGAUAAUUUCAAAGUUCUCAUUAGUAAGCCUAAUCUAAACAAAAAUGUAUUAGUAUUUUUUAGGCUGUGGAUAUACAGAUGGAAUUAUUUCCCCUAAAUGGUCCAUUUUAUUUCAAGAUGGACAUGAAUUAUUCCUUGCCAGUCUUGAAACAACUUUGAAAUAUCUUAAGAUAACCUGGAAGCUGUGUAUAUCAAGUUCAUUUGCUGCCUAAGUAACAUAGAAAAUAGUUGUCUUUAUUUAGCUUCUCUUGUGAUCACCCACAUUGGGUGAAACAUAAAAUGAGUCUGUUUUAAAAUCUGUCAUUUGCUAACUUGAAUUGAGUUAGUGAAAACUGGUACAGUGUUCUAGUUUCCAGUGUGUAACUUGUGACUGUAUAAUAAACUUGAGCAUAUGGUGCCA
Molecule: messenger RNA, 7779 nt
Organism: Oryctolagus cuniculus (rabbit)
Lineage: Eukaryota; Metazoa; Chordata; Mammalia; Lagomorpha; Leporidae
Gene: ITGAV
Product: integrin subunit alpha V
Biological process (GO): angiogenesis; integrin-mediated signaling pathway; cell-matrix adhesion
Cellular component (GO): external side of plasma membrane; integrin complex
Molecular function (GO): integrin binding
Source: RefSeq, a predicted model, not a curated record